UAUUAGGAGAAUGUCAUAUGGCCAGAUGAAACCAAAGUAGAACUGUUUGGCAGAAACACAACUCAUGUUUGGAGGAGAAAGAAUACCAAGUUGCAUCCAAAGAACAUCAUACCUACUGCAAAGCAUGGGGGUGGCAACAUCAUGCUUUGGGGCUGUUUCUCUGCAAAGGGACAAGGGCGACUGAUCCGUAUACAUGAAAGAAUGAAUGAAUGGGCGAUGUAUUGUGAGAUUUUGAGUGCAAACCUCCUUCCAUCAGCAAGGGCACUGAAGAUGAAACGUGUCUGGGUCUUUCAGCAUGACAAUGAUCCCAAGCACACUGCCAGGGCAACGAAGGAAUGGCUGCGUAAGAAGCAUUUCAAGGUCCUGGAAUGGCCUAGCCAGUCUCCAGAUCUCAACCUUAUAGAAAACCUUUGGAGGGAGUUGAAAGUCCGUGUUGCCCAGCGACAGCCCCAAAACAUCUUGAGGAGAUCUGCAUGGAGGAAUGGGCCAACAUACCAGCAACAGUGUGCCAACCUUGUGAGGACUUACAGAAAACGUUUGACUUCUGUCAUUGCCAAUAAAGGAUAUAUAACAAAGUAUUGAGAUGAACUUUUGUUAUGGACCAAAUGCUUAUUUUCUAUUACUAUAUACUAUUAUUAUUAUUAGAUUGAUUUCUGUUGAAUUACAGUAACCCAACUUUCUUCAACCCAGUGCUUUAAUGUUGUAUUGAUAGCAGCUCCCAGCAUCUACAAAAAGCAAAGUUGGUCAAGUUUCAGAAUUCUUACUUGGAGGAAAUUAUCAUAAUAAUGGUUAUCGAUGGAGUAGAAUCACAGAAGAUGUAACAAUCAGUUAAGCUGUUUGUGUUCAAUUCUCUAGUUAUUUAUAUGCAGCAAAAGUAAGCAGAAAUAAUUGCACACAUUUUGUAUAGCAGCACAAUUCUAUGUGUCUAGAAAUAGCAACAGUCCUUGAAUAUUUUUUGUCUCAAAAGAGUUUUUCACACUUAGGUGUAGCUAACGUUGCUUAUGAUUUUAGUUCUUCACUUCCCCUAUUUCAUGAACAUGUUGAUCACCAUCUUGUUUUCUUCAUAUAUUUUGCAGGCAGUAUUGUCAGCUGUCACUCUAAUCAAAGUGCUACUCAGUUGCCCUGUAAGUGGAGAGAAAGAGAAAGCUUUCUGGUUUUCCAGUCCCCAAAUAAUCACAGCUUUAGUUUUGCAAGCCAAAGAAGCAUCUCAGGAUGCAGCAUUGCUACCCACCCUCAUUGUUCCUGUGCUAGAGACAGUAGCCAUCCUCCUGAGGCGAGGAGAAGGGAUGCUCUCCAACCCACAUCAUGUUACCCUGGUUUUCAGCAUUCUUCUAACUGCUCCUCUUGAUCAAAGGGAUUAUGGCAGCAUUUUCCUUGGGAUUCAUGAAGUACUCUUUUCCAUACUUCAGUGCCACCCCAAGGUGAUGCUAAAAGCAGCUCCAUCUUUCUUAAACAGUUUUCAUAGACUGGUAGUUUCAGUUAUGCACGAAGGAAGACAGAAAGGAAACAGAGGGAUUGCAGAUGAAUCUGAAGUUAUACUGAAAUGUGCCCACCUAGUGGAGAGGAUGUAUACUUACAUUGCUGCAAAAACAGAAGAAUUCACUGUGUUGUCUCCUUUCAUUGUGGCCCAGUAUGUGAUGGAACUGCAGAAGGUGACUCUGCACCCAGCAAUAAAGAAACAUCUAACAGAGGGAAUUUAUCAUAUCCUUGAUCUUUGCCUUGAGCGUGAUAUCAAGUUUUUAAAUGCAACUUUACCUGCAGGAGUGAGAGAAGUUUUGAAGGAGCUGUAUCGAGACUACAAUCAUUAUCACAAAUCUCUAAAGCAAGGGGAUGAAAAAUACACAGCAUGAGUGUUGGUAUUGCUUUGCCAUAUGACUGUGGAUUAUCGAAUGACAAACAUUUGCAGUUUAUGAUGGCUGUUUGGGUAUUUAAGUGAAAUCUGAAAUCCAGAGACAAUCUGUAUCUAAACUGGCACAUUGGGAACUGUGGCAAACCCAUGCCAUUCUCAAGUUUGUACGUGGAGACUUGGCUGGCUUUUUGACAAGGGAAUACUGUUGAAAUAUUUGCAUAUGUGAAGGGCAGGUGCCAGUUCUGUAGAGAUAAAGCCCACUUGCUAUUGUUGGCUGUACUCUGUUUCUGGCAACAACCUUUGGGAGUCAUGGAAAUCCUCUAUGCCAGUAAAGUAAGAGUGAAUCAUAAUCUUCAUGUAAGCCUUCUCUUGCCAUUAUGGAAACAACAUAAAACUUCUGCAAGUGCAGCAUCUGUCUUCUCUCUCUAUAAAUCCACCUUUUGCGUAUUGUCUGCUACUGACACAGUCAUUUACUGGUCAGUGGAAAGCAGGGUAUGUCUAAGAAGUAUCUGGUAAUGCCUUCAUAGCCAGAUAGAGAUGAAGGCAUCCUCUAGGACUUCCCAGUCCUAGAGGAUGUCAUCGUCGUCGUCAUCACACACCUGACUACAUCCAUAUAGCCAGAGGUGGGUUUACAAGGGGUUUUGGCUGUUGUAUGAUGGAGCUAGAUGUUUCUGACCAUGCAAUGACCAAACAAGUUGCAUAGGUUAGACCAGUGGUUCUCAACCUGUGGGUCCCCAGAUGUUUUGGCCUCCAACUCCCAGAAAUUCUAACAUCUGGAAAAGUGGCUGGGAUUUCUGGGAGUUGUAGGCCAAAAUACCUGGGGACCCACAGGUUGAGAACCACUGGGUUAGACCUUAUGUUUGUGUAACUCACUUAAAGACUGUCAAAUUUUUCUUUUUAUAUAUUUAUACUGGGCAAAACAUAUUUGUACUGCACUUGUGCAAAAUUGUCAAAUAAUUACUAAACAAUCUUUUUGUAAAAAAAUGAACUUGUGUUUCUUCUUUCCACAAAACAUUGACAUGCUGGAAGUAUACAGCCAGCCCUCCAUACUCACAGAUUAUGCAUCUAUGGAUUCAAUAAUUCAUGACUUGAAAAUAUCCACCCCCUCCUCAAAGUUCCAAAAGACAAACCUUGACUUUGCCAUUUUAUAUAAUAAUAAUAUAUACUAUAAAAUAAUAAAAAACUGUAUAUUUGCCCCAUCUCCCUCAGGGCAGAUUCCAAACAGAAAUGGCAAACAUUCAAUGCCUGAACACAACAACAAUACACCCAUAAUAAUGAAAAUUGACAACCCAACAUAUAAAAACAAUUUAUGACUUAAUAACUAAAAUUAAUAUUUUUUAAAAACACAACAUGUUAUAUCAGACAUAAAACAAAACAUUGAACAGAAGCACAAAUUUACCACUUUAAAUAAUUUAUACACUUUAUUUUAUAUAAUGGAACUUGAGCUUCCAUGGAUUUUGAUAUCCACAGGAGAUUCUGGAACCAAACCAAGGGCUAACAAGGGCUAGUGAGGGAUUGAAGCAAGAGAGAAGCGGGCUGAGUAACCACCUGAAUCUUUAUUUGUCACAUUUAUAUGCUCUUCAAUAGCAGUUCCCAUACAAUUUCCCCAUUUUUUUCAUUCACAGAAAUUCUGUUAGGGAGUUAAAACUGAGAAAGAGUGAGCGGCUUAGUAUCAACAAUGAGGGUACCUUUUGUACCCAAACAUCUGAAUUCAUAUCUGAAACUGUCAUCCAGCUUUCUUUUGAAAAGCUUUACUAUAUAGUAUAAAUGCAGUUCUUUACUAUUUUUUCUCAAAAUAAAAAUGGGUUAUUUUCACAGAAGAAAAUCUUAAGAAAACUCAUUUUUGAAGCCUAUUUGAAAUUCAGAACGUAUUCUGUGCAAAAUUCACAUGCCACAGAAAACAACACUUUCUGCAUAGGAAACGGCUUUUUCUACACAGAAAAUAAAAAUUGUAUGUUUAAAUAAUUGUUUUCUGCACCAAAAAGUAACAACCUGAUUAUUAUUAUCAGUUCAGGAUACUUCUUAUUAGGUUUGUUAAACACUGAAAUGUCUGAUUCCUCUCUUUUUGGUUCUGAGGAGCCUUCCUUUUCAACAUUUUGGACAAAAGGGAGAAUUUCUGGAUUCAUAGACCCUAACACCAUGAGGUCUCAGCAGAUAACACCAUAAUCCACUGAAGUUGCUGAAAACAGUUUUUAAGAUGAUGUCUUGAAUGCAGCUCAGCUUCGUAGCAGCUAAAGAAAGUGGAAGCCAAAAUGUUUUUAUCAUUGUUUAGUUCUCUUUCUUGUUUGCUUCAAUAAACAUAUGUUUGGAAAUUCAUUAAAUUCUUUAUUGGAUAUUGCUUUAAUACAUUUAUUAAAUAUAUUAAAAAUUAACUCAUUAACAAAUAAAAUUGUUCACUCAUAUUUGAUUAAAGUGCUACCUUUUGUUUUGUGAGGCUUCCCUUUCAUUAGGUUUAAUGAACUGUCAACAAAGUAUCAAGAUUAAUAUUGAUAUACCCUUGCCGUGACGUCCCUCUCAUUGAUGAAGCCUGGAGCAAUUACUUCUGCAUCUCCCACAUGCUUUAAAAGUCCCUGUUAUUUAGGUCUUCUAAACAUAACAGAUCAAAAGGAAAUAUUGCUCAAACGCACAGAUGGAAUUUAAAGGAGAUAGGGGAAGGGAAAGACCCAGACUUUACAACCUCCAAAUCAAAGCCCAACCUAGAGAUAAAUGUAUUCACUCAGCAUAGUUUUAAAAUAAUAUAUUUUUUUAAACUUCCAGCAAUGACAGCCAGAUCUAUUCCUGCCAGCCAAUACCCCAAAUAGAAAUUUAAUUAUGACAAUGUAUCAAAUAUAGCCAUGUAUGUACAUUAUCAUAUCAUCUAUAAAGAAUUUAAAAUUAUGCAUGUGCGUCUAUACAGAGGAAGAUUGGGAGUUCUGUUUCUAUAAUACAUUGCCAUGCUAUAUAUCCAUUUUAUGUUGGAGCUUCAUUUUUGACAUUUGGCUCUUGAAAAUAAAUUAAAAUACAGUGUGCAUACAUAUACAGACUCGGAGAGAAAAGAGAGGAAGAGAGUGGGGAAAUACACAUCGGUAAGCUGUCAGAUUUGCUCGUCCUGUUGAAACCAUUUCCCAUUCCCUUUCAACCAGGAUGAUUCAGGUGGCAACAGCAAGGCUGCAGAGCAUGGAACUCUUAAGUGUACUCACCCUGCACUUGGGGUGCACCUGUCCUACAUUAUAGAAUUAAUGCAGUUUGACACCACUUUAACUGUUCUGGUUCAAGGCUGUAGUUUUGCAAAGUCUUUAGCCUUCUCUGCCAAGGAGUACUAGCACCUCACCAAACUACACAUGCCAGGACUCCACAGCAUUGAGCAUUUGUAGUAAAAGUGAUGUCAAACUGCAUUAAUUCUACAAUAUAGAUGCACUCUGAAAAGAAAAAGAAGCGAAAUGAAAAAGAGAAAGAAGAGAGAGCACACAAUAGCAGAGAGUGACUCUGCUUCCAGGCCUGGUGAUUUUUUAAAUGUUGGAUGUGAUGGAUGGUGCCUCAAGUGUGUGGGCCAGAAAUCUAGGGGGGGGGGGGGGGGAGACUAACUAUGGCAACCUGUGUUCAGAGUUGGAGAAAAAGCUACAUCUAUUUUGGAGGAAAUGUCAUGACUAACAUUUGCAGUAGUCACCACAAUUCUCUCUAUGGCAGUGGUUCUCAACCUGGAGUCCCCAGAUGUUUUUGGCCUACAACUCCCAGAAAUCCCGGCCAGUUUACCAGCUAUUAGGAUUUCUGGGAGUGGAAGGCCAAAAACAUCUGGGGACCCCAGGUUGAGAACCACUGUUCUAUGGUCUAUGAACUACAUGGCUUUACCUACAGACACACAAAAUACCUGGGGGCCUUCCAUAUUCUCCACUUCUGAACCUUGCAGGAGAUUUCACACCAACCUCCUGUCUCCUCACUUUUUGGCCUAGCUCCAUUGCUGCCAAGGUUCUUGCAACAAGCCAACUCAUGAGUAAAUUGCUUUUCUCAUUGCCUUUUUGGCAGGAUUGGCCCAAAUGUGUACCACUUGCCAAAUCAUUUCUCAGUCCCUUCUGGCAAGACACAUCAUAGAAUCAUGGAGUUGAGAGAGACAAAAAGGGUCACGGCAGUAAACCCUUUGUGUGUCUGCUUCAGGAGCAGAGAUGUAGGAUCUGAUUUCCUUCAUCCUUGAGUUGGGAAAGAAGUAUCAGUCUUAUAAAUAUACUAUGGAGGUGGUGAACAACAACAAAUAGCAGAAGACAUCACAUAAGUUAAAGGAGCACAUACAAGUUAAAUAUAUUAAAAUCCAUUAAUAACAUUA
This is a messenger RNA of Anolis carolinensis (green anole), 6146 nucleotides long. Its product is annotated as URB2 ribosome biogenesis homolog. The transcript is spliced from 6 exons. Gene Ontology annotation, cellular component: nucleolus. Gene Ontology annotation, biological process: ribosome biogenesis. Lineage: Eukaryota; Metazoa; Chordata; Lepidosauria; Squamata; Anolidae. Bases 1002 to 1850 code for a protein of 282 amino acids. The record is from RefSeq and is a predicted model, not a curated record.